Messenger RNA from Trachymyrmex cornetzi, 1396 nucleotides. Its product is annotated as LETM1 domain-containing protein 1. Bases 344 to 1396 code for a protein of 350 amino acids. The transcript has 4 exons. Gene Ontology annotation, biological process: intracellular monoatomic cation homeostasis. The record is from RefSeq and is a predicted model, not a curated record. Gene Ontology annotation, molecular function: ribosome binding. NCBI's taxonomy places the organism in Eukaryota, Metazoa, Arthropoda, Insecta, Hymenoptera, Formicidae. Gene Ontology annotation, cellular component: mitochondrial inner membrane.
UGUACUUAUAUACAUAUACAGUAGAUUGCACAUUUGCAUGCACCGUAAAUGAGGUGUAAAUGAACAACAAAUGAGUGUAAAUGAGUCCGCUGACGGCUGAUUCCGCUCCGCCCGGUCGCGAAAGAUGUCACCUAAAAUGUGUCGUACAUCCAGCUGCAAAUAUAAAUAUUAAAACAUCAUUUUCUACACAAUGUCAGCAUCCAACAAAAGUAAUUUAAAGAAACAACAUAUAGUGGGAAUACAAUUGCGAAAAAUACAAUACCAGGAUUUUCAACUAGAAGGGAUAUAGGUUACCGAGUCCGUGGAAAUCUAUUCGCUUUCCCGGUAAAGGAUUAAUCUUAAAAUGUACAAAGUGAUAUCAAGAACAUUUGUGUUCAAGGGCGUGAACACGUUGGAGCCCUUAAAACGCAGUCUGAUACAACGGGGUCUUGUGAAAGUGGACAGAGAGACGGAGAAGUCCAGGAAAGUAGCCAAUCUCAAAUGGUACUGGUUUGGCAGGUACAUAAAUUACAUCAAGAACUAUGAACAUACGCUGGAGCGUAAAUUCCCACGUACGAUGCAAAUGUACCGUGUGUUCAGUGUCGGCACCAGAGACGUGUAUACAAACUUAAAAAGUUUCGUCACUGCGAUAAAGAAGCAGGGAUCGAACGGCGUAGAUAGUUUAACACGGGAGCAGCUGCAGCUGAUGCACACAAUGCCGAGGGAUCUGCGAAAGCUCUUGCCAUUGUUCCUGCUGUCGGCUGCGCCGUUUACGAAUUACAUUAUUUUUCCUCUAGCUCUGUAUUUUCCACGUUACUUAUUGACGUCGCACUACUGGACGCUGCAACAGAAGCUAGAAUUCAUGCUGUCUGAUCACAAGGCGAGGUUGAAACACAACAGACCAUUGUUCAGAUGCAUGCAGGCAGAGCUCAAGAGCAUCAAGGAUGAAACACUCAGAAUAAAAUGGCGAGACGUUAUAGCUUGCUUAGGAAGUGGUACACAUCCAACCACUAAGAAUAUCAUAGCUUGUUCCAAGCUCUUUUCAGGCCCACCAUAUUCCCUCAAUAAUCUCAAAAGGAAACACCUGAAAGAAUUGUUGGCAAUACAUGGUAUGUCGCUAUGGAGACCUUUCAAGAGGAAAAGAUUGACGGAAAGGGGUAUGUUAAUAUUGCGAAUGGAUCGUGCAAUUAUACGAGAGGGAGGAAUAAAAGAAAUGUCCAACGAAGCAAUGCGAUGGGCUUUAUCCUUUAGAGGCGUAAAUCCUGCAAAUAUGUCUAUAGAAAGUAUGAGAAGCUGGCUUGAGCAAUGGUUAAUAGUAUCAGCGUCUGUCGACCAAAAUAAUUUAUCUUUGUUAUUACACAACCCUAUUUUAUUAGCUUAUAAUCAUUCAACAAAUUGGACUCUUAUAUAUAGUUAA